UGUCAUUGAUCGAACUCAGGAACUGCAGAGAGGAGGAAGAUGGGAUUGGUGGGAAUCGGAGAAGAGGAGAGGGCGGAUUCGCUGAAGGGUAUGAGAGAGUACAAGAGAAUGGGUUCCAAGGUCGAGGAUGAUGAUUUUGAGGACGAUCUGGUUCAUUACCAGCGUCAGUUGAAGAGGAGAAAAAGUACCAGAAUAUAUGUGUUUGCCUGUGCGGUCUUUGUUUCUCUCAACAGUCUCCUCCUAGGCUAUGAUGGAGGCGCCAUGAGUGGAGCAAUUAUAUUCAUCCAGGAAGAUCUCAGAAUAACUGAGGUUCAGAUAGAAGUCCUAGUUGGUUGUCUGAACAUAAUUUCGCUCUUCGGGAGCAUCGCUGGUGGCCGGACAUCGGACAUUAUCGGUAGGAAAUGGACGAUGGGGUUAGGUGCUGUCGUCUUCCAAGCGGGUGUGGCUGUUAUGACCUUUGCUGAUUCGUUUCGAGCACUCAUGAUAGGAAGACUGCUGGCUGGGGUUGGAAUGGGUUUUGGAGGAAUGAUAACUUCACUAUACAUUGCCGAAAUUUCACCGACAAUCAGUCGGGGCACGCUCACCUCUUUUCCGGAGAUCUUCGUGAAUCUAGGAAUCCUCCUUGGUUAUAUCUCGAACUAUGCAUUUGCAGGCCUUUCAGUGCACAUAAAUUGGAGGGUCAUGCUAGGAGUUGGGAUUUUGCCCUCAGUCUUCCUUGGUCUCGCACUCUUUGUAAUCCCUGAAUCACCAAGAUGGUUGGUCAUGCAGAACCGAGUCGACGAAGCAAGAUUGGUUCUUUUAAAGACCCACGAGGACGAGAGAGAGGCUGAAGAGAGGCUUGCAGGGAUACAAGUAGCUGCUGGAGCCGGUAAUAGUGCGAGCAAACAUGGAGAUAAAUCCGUGUGGCUUGAGCUGCUGUGCCCUUCUCCUCCUCUGAGGCGGAUGCUAAUCGCAGGUAUCGGUAUCCAGUGCUUCCAGCAGAUAACGGGCAUAGAUGCUGCCGUCGUUUACAGCCCGACAAUCUUCAAAAGUGCCGGAACGAAAGGUAAUUCAAAUCUUCUCGCGGCCACGGUUGCUGUUGGUGUUACAAAGACUUCUUUUAUACUGGUCGCUAUAUUUCUGAUUGACAAGAUCGGGAGGAAGCCGCUGCUUUAUGUUAGCACAAUCGGCAUGACUGUUUGCUUGCUCAGUGUUGCAGUGUCUCUCUCUUUGCUAAAGGAGGGAGUAGCAGGGGCAGCACCUUUGUUGGCUAUUCUUUCUGUUUGUAGUUAUGUAGCAUUCUUUUCCAUUGGAAUCGGCCCUAUCUGUUGGGUACUGUCCUCGGAAAUUUUCCCUUUGAGGUAUCGUGCUCAAGCAGCGGCACUCGGGGCAGCUGGUAAUCGGGUGUGCAGCGGGCUCAUCACCAUGUCCUUCCUCUCGGUUUCUCGAGCAAUCACAGUGGCCGGAACGUUUUUCGUUUUUGCUGCACUGUCAGCUGCUUCUGUUGCAUUUGUUUACUCCCAUGUCCCAGAAACGAGAGGGAAAUCGUUGGAGCAGAUCGAGUCGCUGUUUCAGAACCCACGUGAUCGGAAAGGAAGCCACGUCGAGAUGGAAGAUGUUGAGCAUCUUGUGCAGUAGUCACUUCAUUACCGACAUCUUCACGAUUCCUUGAUUUACAUUGCAGAUAUGCAUUCAUUGUAAAAGGUCAGGCCCAUCAUUUAGUAGAGAAAACAUGAUGUUGUCAACCUCCCAAGCAAGAGAAAACAGGACCUAUCAAGUUAGUCUUUGGGAAAACUGACUGUCAGUCUCCUCUAAAAUGACUGCUUCAUCCCGACAAAUCGGAUGAAUUUUAGUACAUUGGAUGAAAUAAGACAUGUAGCUUGUGUUAUAAGACACCUUCUGAGGAUUUUCCCUUUUUUCAUGCUGAAAAUUCGCCGACAGAAUAUCAACAAUCAACAGAAUCCUGCCUCCAGGAAAUUCGUAUCCAUAUUUACUAGGUAUCGCAGUUCCUCCACAAGUCACGACAUGGCGCGUCUUCAAGAACGAUAUUGCAAUACUAUCGAAUGGCUCUUCAUAUAUCAUGUCACAUUAAUCAUCUUGUAACCAUUCUUAACUUUAGCAGGAAGACGAAUAUG
Molecule: messenger RNA, 2114 nt
Organism: Rhodamnia argentea
Lineage: Eukaryota; Viridiplantae; Streptophyta; Magnoliopsida; Myrtales; Myrtaceae
Product: probable polyol transporter 4
Exons: 2
Coding region: 40-1617 (525 amino acids)
Biological process (GO): transmembrane transport
Cellular component (GO): membrane
Molecular function (GO): myo-inositol:proton symporter activity
Source: RefSeq, a predicted model, not a curated record